ACCACACACGACACAAAACGCACAGCACGGAUUCAAUGCGGAAUUUUAGUUCAGAGCGACAUAGUCACUUGGUAUAUAUUCAAGUACAUAUACAAUUGGAGGGCUAUUACUCUACUCAGUGUUGUGUGAUAUAAGAGGGAACGUACAUUUCCGUCUGUGCGUGUUUCCAUCCGCAGGUAGCCGACUUUUAGACCAAUGUCACAAUCAAAUAUUCAGGCUGAACAGCUAACAGAAGAGCAGAUCGCUGAAUUCAAAGAGGCGUUCAGCCUGUUUGACAAAGAUGGCGACGGUACCAUAACAACCAAAGAGUUGGGGACAGUGAUGAGGUCACUAGGACAGAACCCGACAGAAGCUGAGUUACAGGACAUGAUCAACGAGGUGGACGCUGACGGAAACGGAACUAUUGAUUUCCCAGAAUUCCUCACAAUGAUGGCAAAGAAAAUGAAAGAUAACGAUUCUGAAGAAGAGUUACGAGAAGCGUUUAAAGUAUUCGACAAGGACGGAAAUGGAUUUAUCAGUGCAGCCGAACUUAGACAUGUGAUGACAAAUUUAGGAGAAAAAUUAACAGACGAAGAAGUGGACGAAAUGAUUCGAGAAGCCGAUACGGACGGUGACGGUCAAGUAAAUUAUGAAGAAUUCGUCAAUAUGAUGUCAAAUAAGUAAAAGUGAAUCUGACAUUUCCAUAUUUCACCCGUUUUUCUAUUCCAUGUUGGAGGUAGUAAGGAUUAUGUUGUUUAUUUGGUUCCGUCCUCGAGACUAGGGUGUGCGUUGUGGGCGUGUCCCAUACAUCUGAAAGACGAUGAAUACUGUUUGUAUUAUAACCCAGACAAAGCUGGACAUGGAAUAUAGUAUGUCUGGAGUUUGGAUUGUUCAACCGGAACCUGGACAUAGUGUCUUUCAUACCUAGAAUUCGCAUUUGGAUGUUUUAUAUCUGUUGUAUUAUUUAUACGGAGUCUGGACAUGAUGUACGUCAUAUCCGGUUUGUUCUUAAUAUUACUGUACAGUGUAGACUAUUACCGGAAUUUGCCGAUCAUGGUAUAUUGUCCGUUAUUCCUAACCGGAGUUUAUAGAUACUGCCGGGGAUCUGGAAAGCAUGUACAGCGUGCCCAUGAUUUGGAUGUCGUAAAUGAAUGAACCUACCGGAUAUUUUGAAUUCUACUUUACAACCGGAAGUUGGAUGAUGAAAACUUGUUUUGGAUUUAAGUUGAGAAAUUUGGACAGAUAAUGUUAAUACACACAUCUAGGACAGUUGAAGACGUCCCGAUUCUGACAAAAGCUCACAAUUUUUUCUUCAUGUUAUUCCAAGUUUAUACAAAUAAUUAAAUAAAAAAUACUUACCACAGUCAACCUCAUUUUCCGCCAUCUUGAGUGCCGUAAACGAGAAUUUGAGUCACGUGACGACACGUCAAUUUUGCCCUAUUCAAUUAGUGGAGGGAUUCACAACUAUUUAAGAAAAGAAUUAGCUUUAAAGUUGCAUUCAAACUGACUUUAAGUCGCAAUUUUAGUCUCUGCAUAAUAAAGGGAUGUCGGCCCUCUUUGUGAUCAAUGUUGUUGAUUCUUUAUAGAAUACAUUUCUCUUUUUACAUUUUAUAAACUUUUGUGCUCAUUCUAAAUGUUAAUGCAUAAGGUUCCAGGUCGGAUUUGCUCAUUGCGUUUUGUACAGGCAUAGUUCAAACCAAACUGUUUGGUGAUGGUUUCCAUGAAAUUAAAGUGUAAAACGAU
This is a messenger RNA of Mizuhopecten yessoensis (Yesso scallop), 1722 nucleotides long. Its product is annotated as calmodulin-like. Gene Ontology annotation, molecular function: enzyme regulator activity; calcium ion binding. NCBI's taxonomy places the organism in Eukaryota, Metazoa, Mollusca, Bivalvia, Pectinida, Pectinidae. The transcript has 5 exons. The record is from RefSeq and is a predicted model, not a curated record. Bases 196 to 663 code for a protein of 155 amino acids.